ACUAAUACUGCCACGGUGACACCUACCACCGGAAGUACCACUAAGACUGCAACUGCCGUGAUUUGCGCUCGGCCCUUCUGGGAGAAGCUUCCAGAUGCUCGUUUUUGAGAAAGUUCCGUUUAAAAACAGAGUCAGACCUGCUCCGUCUGUCAGAGUUUUUAAUUGAUCAGUAAAUCCGAAAAUGGACGACGACGUUGAGGUCCGGGAUCUUGAAGAUGACUCGUCUGCGGGUCACGGGCCCCUCAGGAACCAGGACCUGUCUCAUCUGAGUCUGUCCGCUGCAGAUGUUCUGCUUCAGUACGGCUGGUACCUGCUGGCUGCCACCUUCAUUGUCUACCUGCUCAUCCAUCACCUGAGGAGGAGGACCAACAGGUCCACAAGCCAGGACCAGAACCCACACACUCAACAAGAUGCUGUGUUUGUAGCCAGGAGACAGGAGUCCAUGGAAGCAGCUCGGAGGAAGAUGCAGGAGGAGCUGGAUGCUAAAGCGGCCAUCUUUAAAGAGAAACAGAACCAGCAAGAAGAGGAGAAACGACGGCAGAAGAUCGAGAACUGGGAAAGCAUGCAGCAGGGGAAGAGCUGCAGAGGAGCCGGGCUGCAGACCAGUGAAGAGGCCAGCUCAUCAUCAUCAGAAGUACGGAAACCAAAGACAGACAAAAAGCCUCUACGCAGUAACGACUACAACCCCCUGAUGGGCCGAGGAGAGAGCUCCUGCUCCUGGAGACCUGGGAGGAGAGGACCAUCAGCAGGUGGAUGAGGUUAAAUGUUGGAGGUUCUGGUCUCAUGACCUUUGACCUCUCAGCCUGUAAAACUCAUUGACUGUUUGGACCAAGCUGACAAUGAACACAAGUGACCUUUGACCUCUGACCCCCACAGGUUAUACUUGUUUAAAAAUCAGUUAAAUAAGUAAAAACUCACAAAGAAAAACUUUAAAGAAAUCUCAGAUCCAGAGCAGGAAGAAAACACUUGAUUCUUUCAUGACAGAAACAAACGAGUUCUGCCGGGUUUCCACCUGGUUCCAAUCCAGAGUUCUGACCAGUUCUGAAGAGAGGAAAAUGAUUGAGUGGGACGGUUCAUCACAGAACCAGGACACGGUUCCCUCCUGAUCCAAAGAUGUGGUGACGCAGAACCAAAUUCAAUCAGUGUCAGACUGACUUCAUGGAGGGAAAACUCACCUUCGACCUUUAGGAUAAAAUCCUUCACCAACCAAACGAACACUUCCUGAAAAAAUGCAUGGCGCCAGCCCCCUCACUCGUGGCCCCGCCCCCUCAUGCCCAGCCCCGCCCCUUCACACGUGGCUGUUUCCAACAAAUGUUAACUCUUGAGUUCUGAAGGUUUUGGUCAAACCGUGAACUAAUCAUCCCCUGUGAUACGUCAGAGCCCAGAGUGUGUUGAGGAUGACGCUCAGCUACUACCACCAGACUUCAGCUCCACACCUGGAAAACUGACUGAGGUAGACAUUUUUGUGCUUGUUAAAGGUCAGUUAGUUGUGGUGGCCAUCUUGCAUCAGGUCAACACCUAGCUGAACGUUCAGUGAGUACUUUCUGAGCAUUUCAUUCAAAUCUGUCCAGUUGUUCAUGAGAUGUUUUGCUAACAGACCGACCAAUGAGCAUACACAGACAAACCAGGUGUAUGGGUCUCUGAACGUUUAUAUUCAUGUAAAUUUGCAGCCCCACAGCUAACGGAGCGGUCGAUCUGUGGGCUGGAUUAUGAUCUUCCACAGAUUAUGAUCUUCCCUGCAGGCUGCAGCUUUCAUCUUGGUUUGAGGCUUGUUAAACUCGUUAAGCCUGCAAAGGAUGAUUUCAUCAGAACGUUUCUCUGCAUCACUCAGAGGUUCUGAAGGAAAAGUUAAAACCUUCCUGCAGCUUAAACAAACUCCGAUCUUCUGUGGUCUCCAGCUGAGGCAAAGGGGGACAAUGUUUCUGUCUGUGUGUGUUUUUGCGCCCGUUAGCAAAGUGUCAUGAACCAGUGGAGAGAUUUGGAUGAACGUCUACAACAGAUUAACGUCUGUAAUCAACCCAAGAUGGCCGCCACAGCCAAUCAACAUUUCAGUCAGUUUUUCAGACACUGAGCUAAAGUUUAGUGUGGUAAUGGAAGAGAAUGUUCCAUAACAAAAACUGUGGGUGAUCAACCAAACACUCUGAACUUCAGAACUCUGUCCUGAAGGGCGGCGGGUGAUAGGCAUUCCUUUAGUUUAGUACUGAUAAUCAAAUGUUAAACAAAGUUGUUUAAAACAUGAAAUUAUUUAACGAAGUGUGAGCCUAUGUCCACUUACGGCGCUGCUUGAUAAUUUGAGUAUUUUCUGUGUUUGAACUUCCUGUUUGGGGUCAAAGGUCAGGUUCUUGUGCAGUUGGAAGCUUGUCUUGAAGCUGCUCCUGGAAAUGGUUUUUAACCAGCAGGUUUGGCCGAUCAGGUCCUCAGUCAGUGUUUUGGUUUGAUAACCUUCAGUAGUGAUUAGUCAUGACGUCCAUCACGGUCUCAACGUGUGACGUCUCGCAGUUUCAUGUUUAAAACUACAAGAACGUCCUCAUUUGUUGUUUCUGUUUAUGCCAUAGUCGAGUUUUUUUUUUUUUUUUCUUCAGUGAAACACGUCGACCAGCACAGAAUUAUUGAGUUGGACUCGUGAAGUUAGCGUAACUCUUGACUGAGUAUUGCUGAAGGCAGAAUUGUUUCUGAAAGUUUGUGCAAUAAGAUGAAAGAGAACCGUUUAGUUUCAGACGGGUCCUGCUCCAACACGCCUGCUUUAAAUGGAACUCGGACCUCGUUAGGUUCUGCAGAGGUCUGUUAACGACCCGGGUCCUGCUCCAACACGCCUGCUUUAAAUGGAACUCGGACCUCGUUAGGUUCUGCAUAGGUCUGUUAACGACCCAUCAGAUUGACGCAGACGAGUCAGAGCAGAAAACACCUGGAGGACAGCGGCCCCCGGGUCCCCGACAGGAAGUAACUUCAUGCUGUUAAAGUUUCGAUUCAACAAGUUUCAAAUAAAACAGAUUCAGUUACGUUCCAAUAAAGAAAACAUUUGGUUUAGAAGAAAAACAGUUUCAUUAUUUAGAAAUGAGACGUUACAUAAAAUGUUACAAUUCUUUAUUUUUUUUUAAAGCAGACAAACCGGAAACUUCUUGUCUUGUUUUCUGAACCAGUUAAACAUGUAAAAACUGUUUGAUUUAAAUAAAACUUUCAUUUGGACUGA
This is a messenger RNA of Nematolebias whitei (Rio pearlfish), 3190 nucleotides long. It is a transcript of the gene selenos, whose product is annotated as selenoprotein S. NCBI's taxonomy places the organism in Eukaryota, Metazoa, Chordata, Actinopteri, Cyprinodontiformes, Rivulidae. The record is from RefSeq and is a predicted model, not a curated record. Gene Ontology annotation, biological process: retrograde protein transport, ER to cytosol; endoplasmic reticulum unfolded protein response. Bases 182 to 757 code for a protein of 191 amino acids. Gene Ontology annotation, cellular component: Derlin-1-VIMP complex; Derlin-1 retrotranslocation complex; endoplasmic reticulum membrane. The transcript is spliced from 6 exons.